Tetrahymena thermophila SB210 is the source of this 507-nucleotide messenger RNA. Its product is annotated as transmembrane protein, putative. Lineage: Eukaryota; Ciliophora; Oligohymenophorea; Hymenostomatida; Tetrahymenidae. The transcript has a single exon. The record is from RefSeq and is a predicted model, not a curated record.
AUGAAAGUUUAAUUUUUAAUUACCUUUACUGCUUAUUUGCUAAUCUUAACUAGUGCUACUGAUGAGAAUUGCACUUUUACUAUUGAUCAGUUGAAUAACAAAGUAUUAAAAACUGUUCUAGUCAAAGAUUGUAAUAAUUGCUUCACAUCAGAUGUUACGUUAACUAUAUAGUCAAAUAGUUAAUAAAUCACUUCUCUAAAAUUGACAGCCGUCGAAUCUAGCAGCCCUGUAUAAAGUGUAACUCUAUAACCUGCUACUAAAUCUUUAACUAUUAAUACUAAUUUUAGCAUAGACUAUCCUACUCCUGGAGGUUUUUCUUUCAGUAAUUUGAUUAUCUCCUGUAACACAAAAUUAAUUUCAGGAAAACUCUACUAUGAUUUAACUUUCUAACCUAAAGUAAAUGGCUAAUUCUAAAUAUUUACAUUAAAUAAUGGAAUUACUAGCAGCUUAUUAGUUAAAAGUGUAGCUUAUAUCUCAAUGAUUAUUUGUAUAGUGCUAUUUUUCUGA